GUUGGCGGGGCGGUGGGGAGGGACGAGGGGGGUGAAGAUGAGGAGGUUGAACUGGAGGAGGAUGAGGGAAACGCUGUUGUUGUGAAUGGGACGCGGAAGGGGAGUUUGACGGCGGCGGCGAGGAGGAAGAGUUCGGUGAAGCAGGAUGGAGGUGGUGCGGAGGGCAAGGCGAAAGGGUGGUGGAGUCGAGGGCAAGGUGAGACUUGGCGUGCUUGCAUGGAUGUGAUGCGAGGGACCAUCACAGCUGCCCGACGGCCAUAGUGGAAGCUGGUAUUUCCGGGCUCGCAAAGUUCAGAGAACUCAUGCUUGACGUUUUCGCUUCCAUAGUUGUAUACCCAGGAGGGCUGACCAAUCUUGGCAACACAUGCUUUAUGAACUCCGUGCUUCAGUCAAUGGCAUCCCUACCCUCACUUUGCACAUACGUCUUGGAGCGGUCUAAAUACCACGCGCAGAUCAAGGUGUUUCCCGCAAGCGAACAGAAAGGCAAGAUUCCCAUGAAUCAUGCUCUAUACCAAUUAGCUUCAGGCAUAAAUCAACUGACGAAGCAUAGGAGAUCAUACCGGCCGAACGAAUUCAUGGAUGCGCUUGCGAGCAGUAAUGCCUCGAAUAGGAGGCUGAUGUGCUAUGAACAGCAGGAUGCACACGAGCUCUUCCAACUCGUAUCCGGUGCCCUCACCGACGAAGAACCGGACGACUCCGGGUUCCGGCAACUCCUUGAUCUCGAAUCAGUAGCAUAUCCACCCACCAAACACCAAGAAGCCGUUCAACAUCUCAAACGCGUGCAGGCCGUGAUAUAUGCCGGCAAGCGGCUGGAUAGCUACUAUUUACCGCCGCCGAUGCGGAAUCCGUUGACCGGAUUGAUGGCAAGCGCUAUUAAAUGUCAGACGUGUAAAUAUUCAAGCGGCGUGCGUCAUGAAGUUUUUGACAAUCUUUCGUUAGCCGUCCCUCUUGGGGUACGGCAAGUAUCCCUCGACUACCUCCUUCGCGCCUACAUGCGCCCCGAAAGCAUCCACGAUUACGUAUGCGCCCAAUGCUCCUUAAACGCCACGAACCACGCCAUUACGGGCGAGUACUGGGAGCUGACCGAACUUACACGCAAACUGCAAACGGAGUAUAAUGACUACGUUGCCAAGAUGUCGGAGGAUGCUGCGGCUGCUAAGCGGAGGAAUAAUAAGGCGGGGAAGGCGGGGAUCAAUGGGAAGCCGAAGGUGGCUGGUGAGGCGGAUGGGCAUGGAAACUAUAAGACCACGUCGGCGGAUAAUCUCAAGAUGAAGGACAUUCUAUUGACGAACGGAAGCAACGGCAGCAUCAACGGAAUCAACGGCAAGGGAACCCCGAACGGUGUACACGAUAUCAGCGAUGGAUCGUCACCUGGCGAAUCCCCAUCGUCAAGUGGCAUGGCCACACCUUCGUCGGACGAAGACACGCACACAAAGUUUCUCCCAGCGAACGUAACAGCCAAGCUGACAGAAAAACUGCAACUGACCGCAAACGUCACCUCCGCCACCCUCCCCAACGGCGUCUCAUCCCCACCCUCCAAACUCGAUCCGGCUCUCGUCCGAGGUCUCAAACAGCGCACCAACCUCCUCAAAGCGCACGCAAAGCGCCUGGUCACCUUGACCCGCGACCGCGACAUUGUCCGGCAAGCCUACAAAACCAAAGACGUCGACGCCGUCUUCCCUCCCACCGUCAAACGCGUCAAGAUCCUCGCGCCCCUUUCGCUGAAAGCGACCCAGAUCGCUGCACCCCCGCAGUGUCUCUGCCUGCACAUGCAGCGGUCGGUGUUCAACCCGCAGUCCGGCAGGAUUGUGAAGAAUAACCUGAGGGUGGAGUUUGAGGAGUUUUUAGAUAUCGGGCCGUACCUCACUGCCGGGCGGAUUGGACAGUAUUUUGCGGGAGAGGGCGUGUCGAGGGGGACGUGGGAGGCGAUACAUAGGGCGAGGAUAUACCAUGAGCGGGCGGUGGAGGAGGCCAGGGCGAAGGAUGAGGAAGUGAAAGCUGCUGCGUCAAAGUUGGAAGCGUCGUCGUCUGCACCGACGUUGUUUGUGUUUCCUCCGGAUGAGUCGAUACCCAACGGCACGCCGCCGCCAGCAGUUUCGCAAAUUCCGAACCGCACGUCAAAAGCAUCAUCGCCACCAGCAGUCUCCCACCACCCCAACGACACACCAACACCACCAUCAACCCCGCCAGCCGCCCCCGACACCCAAACCCCACCCCUAGAACCCGACUCCACCUCCCCCUCCACCCACGCCCCCAUCCCCCCAGACCUCAUCCCCCCCUACCCACACAUGUACCGCCUCGCCUCCGUCGUCCUACACUACGGCUCCCACGAAUCCGGCCAUUUCAUCGCAUACCGCCGCAUCGCCGUGCCUCUUGACGCCAACGGGGAUGCGACCGACAAGGAAGCGGUUGCGACCGAGGACGUGUGGUACCGUAUAUCGGACUCCAACGUCGAUGUUGUGAGUCUGGAGGAGGUGCUGGAGCAUGCGGCGGGACAUGUUUAUAUGCUGUUUUAUGAGAAGUGGGCGGGUUGAUUGGGGGCCGGGAUUUCUUGACGACGCCAUCCACACACAUGAGAGUAUCACCGGUCGUUGUAGCGCAGAUAGGGAUUCGGGAAAGUACUUUUUUUUUUGGGAGAAGUAGUAGUCGCGGAGAAGUCAUUUGUGCGCUUUCGUUUAUCAUACCAUGGUUGUUUUCAUAGCGCACGUUUUCAUAUGCAUUGUGGGAUUAUAUGAUUCCAUUUGAUGAACAGGGCGGGUGUCUUUAAGCGAA
This is a messenger RNA of Fimicolochytrium jonesii, 2772 nucleotides long. RefSeq lists its product as uncharacterized. Gene Ontology annotation, molecular function: cysteine-type deubiquitinase activity; cysteine-type endopeptidase activity. The record is from RefSeq and is a predicted model, not a curated record. Gene Ontology annotation, biological process: protein deubiquitination. NCBI's taxonomy places the organism in Eukaryota, Fungi, Chytridiomycota, Chytridiomycetes, Spizellomycetales, Powellomycetaceae. Bases 303 to 2534 code for a protein of 743 amino acids. The transcript has 6 exons. Gene Ontology annotation, cellular component: nucleus; cytosol.